Messenger RNA from Chanos chanos (milkfish), 996 nucleotides. It is a transcript of the gene mc5ra, whose product is annotated as melanocortin 5a receptor. Gene Ontology annotation, cellular component: membrane. Gene Ontology annotation, biological process: G protein-coupled receptor signaling pathway. Gene Ontology annotation, molecular function: melanocortin receptor activity. The coding region runs from base 1 to 996 and encodes 331 amino acids. The transcript has a single exon. Lineage: Eukaryota; Metazoa; Chordata; Actinopteri; Gonorynchiformes; Chanidae. The record is from RefSeq and is a predicted model, not a curated record.
AUGAAUGCCUCAGAGACAACCACUCUUCCUCUCCCUCUAUGGACCUUCUGGGUUAACUCCAGCUCUGCAUCCCAUCACCCCAACAUCACGGAGAGCCCCUCCCUGAUUAAACCCAAAGCCUGCGAGCAGCUGAACAUCGCCACUGAGGUCUUUCUCAUCCUGGGAAUCAUCAGUCUGCUGGAGAACAUACUGGUCAUAUGUGCCAUUGUAAAGAACAAGAACCUUCACUCGCCCAUGUAUUUCUUUGUGUGCAGCCUGGCCGUUGCGGACAUGCUGGUGAGCGUCUCCAAUGCGUGGGAGACCAUCGUGAUCUAUCUGCUGACCAACAGGCAGCUGGUGGUGGACGACCACUUUAUCCGGCAGAUGGACAACGUCUUCGACUCCAUGAUCUGCAUCUCAGUGGUGGCCUCAAUGUGUAGCUUGCUGGCCAUCGCUGUGGAUCGUUACGUGACGAUCUUCUACGCCCUGCGUUACCACAACAUCAUGACGGUGCGUCGGGCGGCGCUUAUCAUCGCCGGCAUCUGGACGUUCUGCACCGGCUGCGGCAUCGUCUUCAUCAUCUACUCGGACACCACGCCAGUGAUCGUGUGCCUCGUCUCCAUGUUCUUCAUCAUGCUGGCCCUCAUGGCCUCUCUCUACAGCCACAUGUUCAUGCUGGCGCGCUCGCACGUCAAACGCAUCGCCGCGUUGCCGGGAUACAACUCCAUCCACCAGCGAGCCAGCAUGAAAGCGGCCAUCACACUCACCAUACUGCUGGGCAUCUUCAUCGUGUGCUGGGCGCCUUUCUUCCUGCAUCUAAUCCUCAUGAUCUCCUGCCCCCGAAACCUGUACUGCGUCUGCUUCAUGUCUCACUUUAACAUGUACCUCAUCCUCAUCAUGUGUAACUCUGUCAUUGAUCCCCUUAUCUACGCCUUCAGAAGCCAAGAGAUGAGGAAGACCUUCAAGGAGAUCAUCUGCUGCUGCAGCCUCCGCAACAUCGUCAGCAUGUCAAAGUAG